GAAGGUCAAAGCUGGACAGCCGAGUUCCUCGUUAUCGAGACACACACGCACAUUGCAUGCACUCUGUGACGCAUUGUCCUGUUCAGGAUUGCCAUUUUCGAACUGUUUUAGUGGGGUUUUUUUAGAGUGCCUUUUCUUUUUAUUUUAUUCUCUGCCUUGUUUAUAUGCUAAACGUCUAUUAUUGCUAUUCGUGUCAACAUCGAACCAUCGCUACGAUGACACCCGAUCUUACUUGUGAUUAUUGCCAUUCCCCUUUUCUUGAAGAGACUUCUGAUUACAGAGAGGAUCUUGACUUUGAACCUAUGCUCUCUGACGACCACCAUCACACAGUGCACAGCGAUCUCUCCACGGACAGUAUUCCUCGAUUCGACGAGUAUGCUGAGGAAUCUGAUAUGGAGCGUCAUGAUUAUCUGCACAGGCUGCUGUCACCGCCAUGGGUAUCAGACAACGAAGGAUCAAGUACACCCGAUUUCUACUGUAGUCCUUUGCAACGAAGUGAAUCGUGGCGGCAUUCCUAUGAUGCCGGUGAUUCUACGGCGGACGACGACGCUUUUAUAGUCAUGGAUCAUGCAUUUAUGCCCUUCGAGUCACACAACUUCUAUCCCGAAAAUGAAAUGGAUUCCCCCUUCCUCGAUUUUCGCCCAUCCUUCUCUGAUCAUGAAACAAUCUAUUCCUCACCUCCUUCGGAAAUAUUCCACGAUCAGUGGUUUGAACCUGAGGAAGACGAAACAGUUCAGGAACAAGAGCGAGACCAGCUUUUACAUGAUCGCUUUGUUCGGGGCGGAUUGAUGGAAGAUAUGAUGGAAGAUUUGGCAGACGGGGAAGUCGACGAAGCCAUUGUCACCUAUAGAGCCCUAAUGCAACGUAUGGCAGGCGACGAGUAUUCGAUAGUGGAAGAUUUGAUCCGUGGCGAAACAGCACGGGAACCCAACGACGAUCCCGAAAAUUCUGCAGGCUUUUUUCGCUUACCGUUUUCUCGAAUUGAACGCUUAUUUGAUGUCAUUUAUCAUGGGUCGCCAGAGUCCGACAGUGAAAACGAAGACGACCAUGCGUAUCAACGAAGUUUCCUCGACAACUGGAUCGAUAUUCUGACCAAUCGUUCCGCAAGGUUAGCGAAUUGUGAUGGGGUACCCCAGAAACAAUCACUAAUACCACAGUGUCCAAUCAUCAGCACUACUCGUCAGCCAUCGGAACCAAAUCUUCGAUAUCUCCACGUUUACAAACGAAGGUUACGGCCAACUGAUAAAGAUGUGGCAACAGAAUGCAGUAUUUGUCAGGAAAGAUUUGGCACCGAAUUAGACAUCAUUCGUCUAUCUUGUCGUCACGAAUAUCAUGAUGAAUGUAUUCACCAAUGGUUACGGCUGAAACCCACAUGUCCGAUAUGCCGACGUUCGGUCACAUCAGAUCCUGUGGAACAGCCGGACGAAGCACGACCCAGCACAGGCAUCCAUCCAGCUAGCAGAAGACGGUCUGAUCUAACGAAUCGGGCAAGCUCGCGAUAUGCUGAUGGAUCAGACGGGGAAGACAGUGAAACGUCAUGGUCGUUGCAUCCAUCAGAUUCACUACGGAUGGCAUGGGUGGACCAUCACUUAUGAGGUCAUAUUAUUCACUGGUCAUCUCUUUGUUAUCUCUUUCCUUCAUUCUUCCUCUCGUUUAAACGCCCUGUAGUUAGCCAUUUCUUAACGGUGUAAAAUGACGCCGAAAGAACGACUUUAGCAUAUCAUACCUACUGCACCACCAUCACUAUGACUUUCAUUCAAAGAAUAUAUCAAACCACAACGAUAAAUUGUAUUGAACAACAUCCCUAUGGAGAAUACAAGCUGGAUAAAUUAAAAUCGACACAAAAGCUGCAACGUUUCCAUGUCAAUUAAUCAUCAAAUCGGGAAAAAGGAGGAGUCUGGCCUUUUUUGUUUUCCCAAACGCCUCCCAUAUACGUCCAGGGCUGAGUUUAUCAUGCCCAUUUUAGGAUACACGAUUAGUGAUAAUUUGUCUCUCUGUCUUUUGUUUUUGGCUUAACGCCGGACUAAAUCAGUGAUUGAAGAACGGGAGCGGGCAAAUAC
Messenger RNA from Radiomyces spectabilis, 2060 nucleotides. RefSeq lists its product as uncharacterized. The record is from RefSeq and is a predicted model, not a curated record. The coding region runs from base 165 to 1595 and encodes 476 amino acids. The transcript is spliced from 5 exons. Gene Ontology annotation, molecular function: ubiquitin protein ligase activity. Lineage: Eukaryota; Fungi; Mucoromycota; Mucoromycetes; Mucorales; Radiomycetaceae.